UGUGGUCCUCUCUGUACAUCUCUCAAUUAUCACUUUCUCCCAAUUUAUAUAUGUUGGAUCAUCUCUUGCUUUGUACCUUUCUCUCCUUCCCAUUGCUCCUUCCCUCUUCUACUACUUCUUAAGCAUAUCUUUGUCUUCAAAAACACAACCCGUCCCUUAAAUCUAACAUCCUGUUGGUGACAUCAUCUCACCCUUUCCAUAUUAAACCCUUUAAAAGAGGAGACGGCAUCGACAAUGUCUGGCAGCCGAAGGUCGUCGUCCAGAUCGAGGCAGCAGUCGUCAGGGUCCUCAAGUAUCAGCGACGAUCAAAUCAUUGAGCUUGUCUCGAAGUUACGUCAAGUCCUUCCAGAGAUCCGCGAGCGGCGCUCCGAUAAAGUAUCGGCUUCGAAGGUAUUGCAAGAGACAUGCAACCAUAUAAGGAGACUGAACCGGGAAGUUGAUGAUCUGAGCGAGAGGCUCUCCCAGCUACUGACCACCAUCGAUGCCGAUAGUGCAGAGGCCGCUAUCAUUAGGAGCUUAAUUACGCAAUAAGCCCUAUGCUUCUCAAUUAAUUAUAAAAAAUAAUUAUUACUAGGUUGCCGCCAUGUUAAUUAUCACGGGAAUAUAUUUAACUAAUAUUCCCAUGCAGAUUUGCUUUGACUAUUUUUAAUAUUCCCAUGUUAUUUAUCACGGGAAUAUAUUUAAUUAAUAUUCCCAUGAAAGAUUUGCUUUGACUUUUUUUAAUAUAGUCGUUUCAUCAUGCAAUAUCUCAAUAA
Messenger RNA from Punica granatum (pomegranate), 755 nucleotides. Lineage: Eukaryota; Viridiplantae; Streptophyta; Magnoliopsida; Myrtales; Lythraceae. The record is from RefSeq and is a predicted model, not a curated record.